AUCCCAAUGGCCAAUUCCCACAGGCUACGUUUUUAUAUCAUACCUACGAUUCAUGGAUAUAGAGAAUAACUUUUAAGUUAUAAUAAGAAAUAAGUUGUAACAUUACUCUAUAAGUAUUUUGCCUAUAUCGUUUAAUUAAAGUACUGUUGAAAUUAAUAAAACACGAUAAGUGUUUUUUUUUUUUAAAUUAUUAUUAAAUUUUGAAUUAUCUUUGUAAAGUUUAAUUUGUAAUUUUUACAAAUUCGUCAUUCAAUAUAAUGACUUCAGCGAAAGAAGUGUUCAGAAGUAGUUUUCAACUGUUGGCUAGACAACCGGAAAACGUUGUUAAGGACUUUUUAAGACUCGCCAAAGAAUUUAUGGACAAAGGCCCAAAUCCAACAAUAUACCACAAAGCCACUGAAAAGUUAGACAUUCAAGAAGAACAAGUAGUUUCGAUAGUUAAAAGCAUAUGUCUUAUGUGUGUACAAAGUUGUAAACGCAAACUGAGCGACGAGGAGAUAAAAGAAUCGUUGAUGGAGUACGGAUUCGAUGCAGCCAAAUUAGAAAUGAUAAUAUUAUUUAUCGAAAGUGUAAAACCUCACGUAUUAGAUAUUCUCACUUCGAGCGCAUUUGAUUUUCCACAUUUCAAAGAACUUGAAUGGAGGUUCGAAACUGAUGUGGCGUCUAGAUCGUUUUUGCAACAAACAGUUCCCGUCAUUACGUUGCAACUGGAUUUAAUGAAAACAAAUUCAAAUUACGAAUCGUUGUUUUUACAAACAAAUCCAUCGAAUUUAGUUAGAAUCAAAGAAACGCUAGAGGCCGCCUUGAAACAAAACCAGACGCAAUGGAUUAGGAAAAUACGUAGAAAAUUGAAAUAAAGAUUUCUCUACACUCGCCUUGACGAUAAAAUAAUAAGCGUAUAUGAUAACGAGCAACGGCAGCAGAUAGACAAACCCUCCGUACACAACAAUAUAGCUGCGGCUGUGCCACGCCAACGUAUAAUAAUCUGUACCGCACGCCGUCAUAUUCGCUUCCGGUAUAUACCUGUAUUGGAAAAAUAUAAUUUUUUUUAAUAUUUAUAUUGUUUUAACAAUUCAACCGCACCCGUUUGUCCUCACCGGCUCCAUCCGAACAUCGGCGCCAAAGUCCAGACGAGCGCGUGUAAGUAUAUGAACAAUAUUUUCAAAAGAGCCAGUUUGAUUGUCAUCGGUUUUGCGGACAAUCCCUUAAAAUGUAUAUAUACAUA
Molecule: messenger RNA, 1225 nt
Organism: Adelges cooleyi (spruce gall adelgid)
Lineage: Eukaryota; Metazoa; Arthropoda; Insecta; Hemiptera; Adelgidae
Product: COMM domain-containing protein 2-like
Exons: 6
Coding region: 258-857 (199 amino acids)
Source: RefSeq, a predicted model, not a curated record